Molecule: messenger RNA, 3970 nt
Organism: Caretta caretta (loggerhead turtle)
Lineage: Eukaryota; Metazoa; Chordata; Testudines; Cheloniidae
Source: RefSeq, a predicted model, not a curated record
GAGCCAUACCAAAUCACAACAGUGGUUCACCUGAAGAAACAGAGGUCCCAUUUAUUCAUCACAUGUGCAUCUUGGACAUCUAGAAUAAAGUCCUGACGGGAAACACUUGAUGGAUGAAAUACUUUGCUGUUGUGAAAUUAGCUGGUCUUCUCAUGCUUUUUAUUUAUAAUCUGUUAUAUAUUCUUGCACAGAAUAAUUUGGCUUGGAACAGGGCAAGCCAGAGACUGGUUGGUUUUCAAGCAAAUGAGGAAUAUUUGAGGACUAGGACAAUAUUAAUGAUAUGUUAUGCUACAGUUAGUAAACUUUUCCAUUCCAAAAACUUAUGGAGUAAUGCUAUCAAGUUUUGGAAUAUUAUUAAGUCUUUGGAAAAGAAAUCAACUUCAGCUCAUUUGCCAACAAUGAUUAAUUCUAACGUUAAUGAUCUGAUAAGCAACAGAUGGUAGAGACUUGUAAUAAUUGAGUAGUGUUGUAGAGGCAAGUUAUAUACAGUACUAUGUGAUUAUGCUUUAAAACAGGACCAUAAAUUACAAACAUAUCUUAAGCUUUCUUUAAAAAUGAAGAACCUAAGUCUGAAUUCUCAAGCUGUGAAUUCCACCUUUUUCCAUGGCCUAUUUCUGAAAUAGAAGCCUUUCAAGAACUUGUCAGUUUAGAUUAAGAAAAGUCCUAUGGGUGCUCCUAGAAAUGAAAGACUAGUAAGCCUUACUUCUGGACCUGCUAACUCCUUGAAACAGAACACCUAGAUGAACAUAUAUUUGAUAAGAGCACACCAGCAAGGACUCCACAAAGUGAAACACAUAGCCAAAGGAUAUCAUUGGAGCCAGGAACAUUGCAGGAUUUCCAAGCCCUGGUCUACACUAUGAGUUUAGGUCGAAUUUAACAGUGUUCGAUCGAUUUAACCCUGUACCCGUCCACACAACCAAGCCAUUUUUGUUGACUUAAUGGACUCUUAAAAUCGAUUUCUGUACUCCUCCCUGACGAGGGGAUUAGCACUGAAUGAAAUCGACAUCGCCGGGUCGAAUAUGGGGUAUUGUGGAUGCAAUUCGAUGGUAUUGGCCUCCGGGAGCUAUCCCAGAGUGCUCCAUUGUGACCACUCUGGACAGCACACUCAACUCGGAUGCACUGGCCAGGUAGACAGGAAAAGACCCGCAAACUUUUGAAUUUCAUUUCCUGUUUGGCCACCAUGGCAAGCUGAUCAGCACAGGUGACAGUGCAGAUCUCAUCAGCAGAGGUGACCAUGGAGUCCCAGAAUCACAAAAGAGCUCCAGCAUGGACCAAACAGGAGGUACUGGAUCUGAUCACUGUAUGGGGAGAUGAAUCCAUGCUAUCAGAACUCCAUUUGAAAAGACAAAAUGCCAAAAUAUUUGAAAAAAUCUCCAAGGGCAUGAUGGACAGAGGCUAUAACAGCAGUGCUGCAUGAAACUUAAGGAGCUCAGGCAAGCCUACCAAAAAACCCAAGAGGCAAACACCUGCUCAGGGUCAGAGCCCCAGACAUGCCGCUUCUAUGAUGAGCUGCAUACCACUCUAGGGGGUGCCCCUACAACUACCCCACACCUGUACGUGGACUCCUGCAGGGGAGUCUCACACAACAGGAAUGAGGAAGAUGAUGAGGAUGGGGAGGUUGAAGAUAGCGUACACCAGGCAAGUGGAGAAACCCUUAUCCCCGACAGCCAGGAACUGUUUAUCACCCUGGAGUCAAUACCCUCCCAACCUGGGCUCCCGGACCUUGAAAGCAGAGAAGGCACCUCUGCAGCUGCAAAUGUUUCAACGCUGCCACUAGCAUCUCCAUCCCAGAGGCUAGCGCAGGUAAGAAGGCGAAAAAAACGCAUUCGCAAUGAAAUGUUCUCUGAGCUCAGGCAGUCCACCCAAACUGAAAGAACCCAGCAGAAUGCUUGGAGGCAGACAAUGGCAGAGUCCAGGAAAGCACAAAAUGAACACAAGGACAGAUGGCUGGAGCAAGAGGAGAGGUGGCGGCAGCGUGAUGAGAGGAGGCAGGAUGCAAUGCUGAGGCUACUGGAGGAUCAAACUGAUAUGCUCAGGCGUAUGGUUGAGAUGCAGGAAAGGGACAGACCACCACUGCAGCCCCUGUGUAAUCAACCACCCUCCCCCACAAGUUCCAUAGCCUCCUCACCCAGACGCCCAAGAAUGCGGGGGGGGGGGAGGGAGAUGGCUCCGGGCACCCAACCACUCCACCCCAGAGGACUGCCCAAGCAACAGAAGGCUGGCAUUCAAUAAGUUUUGAAGUGCAGCGUGGUCUUGUCCUUCCCUCCUCCCCCACCCCUCCCAGGCUACCUUGGCAGGUAUUCCCCCUAUUUGUGUGACAAAUUAAUAAAGAAUGCAUGAAUUUGAAACAACAAUGACUUCAUUGCCUCUGCAAGCGGUGAUCAAAGGGGGAAAGGGAGGGCGGUUGGCUUACAGGGAAGUAGAGUGAACCAAGGAGGCGAGUUUUCAUCAAGGAGAAACAAACAGUACUGUCACACCGUAGCCUGAUCAGCCAUGAAACUGGUUUUUAAAGCUUCUCUGUUGUGCAGUGCACACUGCUGUGCUCUUCUAAUUGCCCUGGUGUCUGGCUGCACGUAAUCAGUGGCCAGGCGAUUUGCCUCAACUUCCCACCUCGCCAUAAAUGUCUCCCCCCUUACUCUCACAGAUAUUGUGGAGCACACAGCAAGCAGUAAUAACGAUGGGAAUAUUGGUUUUGCUGAAGUCUAACCGAGUCAGUAAACUGCGCCAGAGCACUUUUAAACGUCCAAAUGCACAUUCUACCACCAUUCUGCACUUGCUCAGCCUGUAGUUGAACAGCUCCUGACUACUGUCCAGGCUGCCUGUGUACGGCUUCAUGAGCCAUGGCAUCAAGGGGUAGGCUGGGUCCCCAAGGAUAACUAUAGGCAUUUCAACAUCCCCAACGGUUAUUUUCUGGUCUGGAAAGUAAGUCCCUUGCUGCAGCUGUUCAUAAAGACCAGAGUUCCUGAAGAUGCGAGCGUCGUGUACCUUUCCUGGCCAUCACACGUUGAUGUUGGUGAAACGUCACUUGUGAUCCACCAGAGCUUGCAGCACCAUUGAAAAGUACCCCUUUCGGUUUAUGUACUGGCUGCCUUGGUGCUCCGGUGCCAAGAUAGGACUAUGCGUUCCGUCUAUCGCCCCCCCACAGUUAGGGAAUCCCAUUGCAGCAAAGCCAUCCACUGUGACCUGCACAUUUCCCAGAGUCACUACCCUUGAUAGCAGCAGCUCAGUGAUUGCAUUGGCUACCUGGAUCACAGCAGCCCGCACAGUAGAUUUGUCCACUCCAAAUUGAUUCCUGACUGACCGGUAGCUGUCUGGCAUUGCAAGCUUCCAGAGGGCUAUCACCACUCACUUGUGAACUGUGAGGGCUGCUCUCAUCUUGGUAUUCUUGUGCUUCAGGGCAGGGGAAAGCAAGUCACAAAGAUCCAUGAAAGUGCCCUUACACAUGCGAAAGUUUCGCAGCCACUGGGAAUCAUCCCAGACCUGCAACACUAUGUGGUCCCACCAGUUUGUGCUUGUUUCCUAGGCCCAGAAUCAGCAUUCCAUGGCAUGAGCCUGCCCCAUUGCCACCAGGAUGGCCAAAUUGCUGGGACCUGUGCUUUGAGAGAAGUCUGUGUCCAUGUCCACAUCACUCUCAUCACCGUGCUGCCGUUGCCUCCUCGCCUGCUUUUGCGGGUUCUGGUUCUGCAUAUACUGCAUGAUAAUGCGCGAGGUGUUUACAAUGCUCAUAACUGCCACGGUGAUCUGAGCGAGCUUCAUGCUUGCUGUGGUGUGGCAUCUGCAGGAGAGCAGAGUUGCAGGGGAAGCGGUGAUUGGAUGACCAGUUUUGCAGACCUACUGCACCGUCUGCUGCUAGGACACAACAGCUGAGCGGGCUGCACACUUGCCAUGGUAUGGCGAGACAAAAGCAGCCGAGCAGAGUUGCAGCGGAAGCGGCAGGUGACAGCAGUCAUAUAGAGGACCUGCGAGACCA